Coregonus sp. 'balchen' is the source of this 26957-nucleotide messenger RNA. The record is from the annotation of a GenBank genome assembly. NCBI's taxonomy places the organism in Eukaryota, Metazoa, Chordata, Actinopteri, Salmoniformes, Salmonidae.
AUGUCCCUGGCAGCUAAAGAACCAGACGCCCACUCAGUAGUGGCAGAACGUCAGGCCCUGCUGUGUCUGUGUUCCUGUCCAAUCUACUCCUAUUGCUUUGUGGAUCUUUCAGAAAUAUGGUGCACAUGCAGGUCACCACGUCGCAGCCCGAACGGGCUCAUUCAGAACUUGGACCAUCCAUUCAAACUACGUGACCAGCACUGCGAACACACACACCACACUACGUGCAUGAACUGCUCAGAGAAAUGCUACGCUUUAUUGAACAACUGAGAACUGAGGAAAGCCUCGUAGCCACACUGAGCUUGUGACACACACACGCACGGCGACACACACACAACAUUAUCAGACUGUGGUUGCAUCUUUCACUUCGCUGAGUCACAUAGGCCUCUCUCUCUUCUCUCUCUCUCUCUCUCUCACACACACACACACACACAGGCCUAUCUAAGUCCUGUGGCUUUAGCACACUUCCUCUCUCCCCGGGUCCUACACUCACUACAGUAGUUGCUAACCAGUUACACAGUUAUUUCAAGGCAUUAUUUUAGGAUUUGCAUCAUCACUGUUACAGUAAACUGUUUCAUACACCAGUACAAAUACAUUUUUUUUCACUAACUCUGCCACAAGUUACUUUCAUAUCUGUCUUUUCAUCGCAUCCUUUACAUGAUGAUGCUCUGUGCGUCCCCAGAGUCUGUAGAUGCUACCACACCGUCCCUUACAUCAGUGGGAUUCAAAGUCGGGGCCGCGGAGGAACUGCAGUGAGGUCGCCAAAAUACAAAUAAAUACAAGCGUUUUUAUUGUGUUUAUUUUUUUUUUACAAAAAUGUAUGAGUACAUAUUAUUGAAUGGAACAAUAUGCAAACAUUUUUGAGAAAGAUAAUUUGAAAUAUACAAUUUUAUUGAGUAAAUGUAUUGAUUGGUUUCUUUUCAUUUUGAUAAGAGAUGAAAAUGCAAUGAAUUAAAGGUUAUUUGUUGAUGUAUAAAUCUAAAUGUAACGAUUUUAAGGUUGUGUCAUUAGAUUUGGGGUGGAGUGGGGUCGCAUGAAAUUAUUGUGAAAAGAAUGGGGUCCCCAGAAGUUCUGGCAGGAAAAAAUUGGGUCCCUGACUAAAAGGUUUGAAUACCACAGCGUUACAUGAUGAUUCUCUGUGCGUCCUUAGAGUCUGUGGAUGCUACCACACCAUCCCUUACAUCAGCCAAACUCAACUGGCGGCCCGCGGUCCCGGUCCAGACCCAGAGAAGGGUCAAUCCGGACCGGACAACAUAGCAUUUUGUUAUAUAAAAGUCAAUACAUUAUUUCCAGACAGCUUUUAAAAAAUCUAUCCAGCUCAGCGGCCUCUUUAACUCAACAACCUCUCUUUCUCGCUCUCUCUCGAAGCAACGCCCACCUCUACUAGUGCCCCGUCUAAUCCAAUCGCGUGUUAUAUGCAAAUACAAGAGGCAGCGUGUUACCCAAUCACAUUAAUCCAAAUAUCCUCUGUAGAACCUUGGGACAAGCAGGCAGAAAGAAACAGAAAGAUUUGACUGCAGUUCAACUGUAAAUAUCACAGAUAGAAGGAACUUAGUUACCAGUAUUCAAUCUAAGUUGACUCUGAAAACCAUAUAUUCAAAGACAAGUGGACGGAACAGUAUUUAUUCAUUCUCCCCACAACUACAACUAUAACAAGAUGUUUCCUAAGUCGUAGACGACUAUGUUCGUUACUACCCUGUACCACAGUGCCAGUAAAGGACGAUAUCCAUCCGGACCUUUGCCACCUAGGAAAUGUGUCCCUGGACCUUCUCAAAUAGUAGUCAAGUACCCCUGCCUUACAUUAUGAUGCUUUGUGUGUCCCCAGAGUCUGUAGAUAGUACCCAGUAUCACUGGAGGAUCUUCCUGAGUUCAAGGAGACUGGACAAGAGGGUAACACCAACCAGCCAACCAUGUCUUCCAUUGACCCCUACCAGUACAUUAUUGUAAGUCCACACAUGUCCACUUCAUUCAAAGUCUUUGGCAUUUACAGUUCCAGUAAUGAGGGGGAACCCACUGCUUUAGAUAAUAAGACUAUCUUGGAACACAUACUGUUUCUGACUAAGAUAAUUUGUUCUGCCUUGGCUUGUGUGUAAGCUCAGACCCUGAUGAGGACAGCAGUAUAACUUCAGUUGAAAACCUCUAUCUGUUUUCUGUCUCACUCUAUCAGCACAUUAGUGGGCAGCACUGCAUGUUUCUCGUCAUUGCAACUCUAGGCCUACUAUAUAUCAUGGUAGGAUAAAGAAGGCACCCUGCUGGUGCUGAAGUCUGGUCUAGUGGUAGUGCUGCCGACUCCGGACCACACAUUGUCCCUUGUGUGGCAUGGGUUCAAACCCUGCCUGCACCUUCAUAUCUGUAUUACUCUAUCUAGCUGUCUGCUCUUCUCAUUUGUGACUUUCUAUUUCAAUAAAGAAAACACAAAUAAAAACUAUUUUUAAAUGAAGAAGGCGCCCUACUGGCUUGACUUGGAGAUAUGCUACUGUACUAUAGCCCCACCAUGGCAGUCUAGUUCCCAGUGAGAGUCUGUGCCUGCUGCUGAGUCUCACUCAUCACUGUUACACUGUAGUGAAGACUAGCAGAUCUACAGAUUCACUGAAAGAGGAAUGGUGAUGAGACAAAAUGACAUCAUCAUACCCUAUGUUUACAAAUGACUGCCUGACAGAUGAACCUAAAACAAAACAAUAACAAGGCCACAGAAAAAGACCAGCAGCUGCCCCAUAGUUGGGGUAAGGGUGCUCUGAUAAUCUUUAAUAGAAAGAGAAGGGAUCGGACUCACACCUCACCUUGACACCUCUUGUAUCAUAUGAUUGUAUCUAUGCCCAGGUUUAGACAAAAAGUACAGUUAAAAUUGUACACACUGUCCCUAAGUAGUUCUAGGCAGUUGUUGGAGUUCAAGUGUGCUAGAUCUGUGCAUGUGUGAUGAGUUUGUCCUGGCUCACAGGCUAUGUUGAUGUUUGUGUGCAGGUGGAGCAGCAGUUCUCUCACAAGUUCAGCGUGACGGUGGUGCGAGCUAAGAAUGUCACUAAGGGAGCACUGGGUGACAUGUGUAAGUGUGACAACAUCCUGUUAUUCCACAUGCGUCUAGUUCACAUGUUAACAAUCACAAAUUCUCCAACAUAAAAACAUAUCACAGGGAGUUGUCAGUUCUGUAUUUAAAAACGAAUCAUUUACGUUGCGUCGUGAAAUGUGAAUUAUUCCAAAUACUCAAGACCUGCCAGACUAUUCAAACACUUCAUAUUAACUUGCUCUUAUAUCUGUGUAAUAAAAAAUAUAGUCAUUGUGUUUAUCUAUGUUAUGUGUUUAUCAAACAUAUAUCUACAGUAGGUUUGUAUCACUCUCUGUACAUUUCUAUGUUAGCUUGUAUGUACACUACCAGUCAAAAGUUUGGACACACCUACUCAUUCAAGGGUUUUUCUUUAUUUUUACUAUUUUUUACAUUGUAGAAUAAUAGUGAAGACAUCAAAACUAUAAAAUAACACAUAUGGAAUCAUGUAGUAACCAAACAAGUGUUAAACAAAUCAAUCUUCAAAUAGCCACCCUUUGCCUUGAUGACAGCUUUGCAUACUCUUGGCAUUCUCUCAACCAGCUUCAUGAGGUAGUCACCUGGAAUGCAUUUCAAUUAACAGGUGUGCCUUGUUAAAAGUUAAUUUGUGGAAUUUCUUUCCUUAAUGCUUUUGAGCCAAUCAGUUGUGUUGUGACAAGGUAGGGGGGUAUACAGAAGAUAGCCCUAUUUGGUAAAAGACCAAGUCCAUAUUAUGGCAAGAACAGCUCAAAUAAGCAAAGAGAAACGACAGUCCAUCAUUACUUUAAGACAUGAAGGUCAGUCAAUACGGAACAAUUCAAGCAAAAACCAUCACGCGCUAUGAAACUGGCUCUCAUGUGGACCACCACAGGAAUGGAAGACCCAGAGUUACCUCUGCUGCAGAGGAUAAGUUCAUUCGAGUUACCGCUCUCAGAAAUUGCAGCCCAAAUAAAUGCUUCACAGAGUUCAAGUAACAGACACAUCUCAACAUCAACUGUUCAGAGGGGACUGUGUGAAUCAGGCCUUCAUGGUCGAAUUGUUGCAAAGAAACCACUACUAAAGGACACCAAUAAGAGGAAAAGACCUGCAUGGGCCAAGAAACACGAGCAAUGGACAUUAGACCGGUGGAAAUGUGUCCUUUGGUCUGGAGUCCAAAUUUGAGAUUUUUGGUUCAAACCACCGUGUCUUUGGGAGACACGGUGUGGGUGAAUGGAUGAUCUCCGCAUGUGUAGUUCCCACCAUAAAGCAUGGAGGAGGAGGUGUUAUGGUGUGGGGGUGCUUUGCUGGUGAUACUGUCUGUGAUUUAUUUAAUUCAAGACACAUUACCAGCAUGGCUACCACAGCAUUCUGUAGCGAUACGCCAUCCCAUCUGGUUUGGGUUUAGUGGGACUGUCAUUUUUUUUUCAACAGGACAAUGACCCAACACACCUCCAGGCUGUGUAAGGGCUAUUUUACCAAGAAGGAGAGUGAUGGAGUGGUGCAUCAGAUGACCUGGCCUCCACAAUCCCCUGACCUCAACCAAAUUGAGAUGGUUUGGGAUGAGUUGGACGGCAGAGUGUAGGAAAACCAGCCAACAAGUGCUCAGCAUAUGUGGGAACUCCUUCAAGAAUGUUGGAAAAGUAUUCCAGGUGAAGCUGGUUGAGAGAAUGCCAAGAGUGUGCAAAGCUUUCAUCAAGGCAAACGGUGGCUAUUUGAAGAAUCUCAAAUAUAAAAUAUAUUUUGAUUUUUUUAACACUUUUUAGUUUACUACAUGAUUCCAUAUGUGUUAUUUCAUAGUUUUGAUGUCUUCAAUAUUAUUUUACAAUGUAAAAAUAAAGAAAAACCCUUGAAUGAGUAGGUGUGUCCAAACUUUUGACUGGUACUGUAAAUGUAUGUACUGUAUGCAACGCAUGAAUUUGCGUGUUUGUGUCUGCAGUGGACACUCCUGACCCCUAUGUGGAGCUGUUCAUUCCCACUGCCCCUGAGAGCAGGAAACGAACGAGGCAUAUAGACAAUGACAUCCACCCAGAAUGGAAUGAGACAUUUGACUUCAUACUGGACCCAAACCAGGAGAAUGUUCUAGAGGUGAGAGAUGGAACAGUGUCAGUUCAGCACAGUUUAAUUUAAGUCAAAUCAACUGAACUCCCAGUCAGGUCAAGAUGUGGAAGCUGAAGCCUUAAGCUUGUUGGUUGGUGCUGUACUCAAUCAGAUAACUUUAAUGGACGCCAAUUACGUGAUGGACGAGACGCUUGGGACUGCGUCGUACAACAUCUCCAAGAUGUUGAAAACUGGCCAGACAGAGACCGUGCCUUUCCUUAUCGGCAAAGUAAGACUUCUAUACUUUCACUGUCUGUCUGUAGAGUAUCCUGAAGGAAAGAGUGUGCCUGAAAGACAUUAGCUCUCACACAAAUGUAAUUGUCGGUUGAGUGAUUUUGACUCAUCUAUGGCUGUGAGGUUUUCCUCUCUUCUCCUCCUACCUCUUACUGAAUAUCCCUUUCCUUUCUCUUCUCUCACCCUCUAUCUAUCCCUCUUCGUCCACUCUUCCUCAUCCUUAAUGUAGCUUACCCACCUGCAUCUCUCUCCCCUUCUCUCCUCUCAUUACCCUCAUCCUCCUAUCUCUCAUCCCCUCUCCUUGUGGAUGUUGAACUGUAUCCCAGGGAGUUUUGCUGUUGACAGAUUCAUUUUUUGUUUGUUUUUUAUCCCAGGCUGUUGACAGAUUAAUCAAUGUUUUCUCUUCUACAAUAACCACAGCGAUUUGUGUUGUUUUGACAGGCAACCAAUGUGUACUUAGAGAUGGCCCUGGAGGUCUGGUAUGUAUACUCCCAUUAAUACUCCUCUCGUUGUCUGUCUGUCUAUUUAUUUGGAUCCCCAUUAGCUUUUGCAGAAGCAGCAGCAACUCUUACUGUGGUCACCUUAAACAAAGCACAGGAAUUCACCUCAAGCUAUGUAACCCACACCAGUGUGUUUUAGUACAAAGCUCUUAACAUGUAUUUUCUACGUUUUUGAUGAUGGGGGUUACAGGUACCCCCUUCCUGUACCUGUGGGAUGCCACUCAAAAUGAGAAAUCUGAGAAAUGCAUACAGACAAAGAACAUCAUCAGCAGUUUUGUAAUAUUCUGUAUGAAAGGAAAAUAAACAAAAAAGGCUCCUCCACCCCAACCCCCUCAGUCCCCAUCCACCCGCCCGCGUCCUCCCUCCCCACCCGGAAACCAUGUUUCCCAUCCAACCUAUCCCCCCUCUUCCCACAUCUUCAUCUUUCCAUAUUCUGGUCCAGUUAAAGGAUGAUUCAGUUACAUUUAGAUCUGUAGGCCAUACUUUUUUGAUGGCUAGCUCAGAGUAUGAGCUUUCUAAUAGUUGUUUAUAUAUUACAGAGAUUAGUCCUUUCGUGAGACCAGAUAAUCUGUUUACAAAUUUAAUCAUUGGAUGAUUUGACAGCUGGGUUUCCCAUGGAACUCCAUAGACCAGCAUAGCUGACCUAAGUUGGAGAUAAGGAAAAAAAUUGUUACCUGGUAAUAUAAAUAAAUGCUUCUUUCAGAUCUUGGAAUGUCCUCAAACUAUUAAUGAUAUCGCCAAGGGUACGGAUACCACAUUUGGACCAUUGAGGCAAUGUGAAAGGCCAUCCUCCAGAUCACAAGGAAUUAUUGUUAAAUAUUGGAGGCUGGGCAUGCCUUUUCAUUUCCCAGUUGAAUUGUUUUUCAAUUUUGCGCCAAAUAGAUUGUUCUAGCAAAAAUGGGGCCAAAGCGUAGUUUGUUUAAGAGAUAGAUCAAUGAACACCACUUCUUCCAGGGCAAUGGGAGCCACCAUAUUUCUCUCUAUUCUUCUUUUAACAACUGUAACUGUUUUCAGUAAACAAAUGGCUUAGAUUUACUGUACUGUUGCAACAAAAAAACUAGAAUGUGUUGUUUUACAGGGUCAGCCAUAGUAGUAUGGCACCCCUGGAGCAAUUCAGGGUUAAGUGCCUUGCUCAAGGGCCCAUAGACAGAUUUUUCACCAUGUCGGCUCGGGUAUUCAAACCAGCGACCUUUCGGUUACCGGCCCAAUGCUCUAACCAGACUGUUGUUUUAGAUAAAGGGGAGGACAUGUUUGGCAUGUUUGUAGUCUCAGUAAUGGGGAGGUGGGAGGUCAGAGGUCUUGGUUGUGUUUGUCUCAGGAGAUCUGUAUCAGACCAGACCAACUUGGAACCAGAUCUUAUCAGAUCUGGAGCCUAAGUUAACUUCAUUCAUGGCUGGCUAACCUACAGAACAUAACAUCAAUCAUCAUGGCUGACUAACAGGUCUACUAGAGAGAAUACAGAGAUGUUUGUCUGUUUCCAUAUGGGAAAACAUGUGAUGUUUUAAAGCAGUUGUUGAAAUGUAAUAACGUAAGUGUGAAUAUGUUUUGUCUGCUUUUGUUUAUGCUUUUUACUGUAGGUCUCCUGAACUAAUCUUACUUCAUUUCACUCAACAACACACCUCUUAAACUCACUGACCCCACAAACAGGCUUUUGCUAGUGGGACACAUUCAACUGAGCACUCUAACAAUCUACAUUGAUAAUCAAUUAUUACAUUUGUCAAAUAUGACUCUUCUAAAAUAUUUAUUGGUAACACUUUAUUUGGAUAGUCCAUCUGUAGAUGCUCUACAUGCCAUCUACACACUAUCAGUAACAUUUCAACUAUCAACCAACCCUAACCCUAGCUCUAACCCUAGACCUUAAUCUUAUCCUAACCGUAACCAUAGCAAGCAGUUGCUUAUCAACAGAUAGUUUGUUAAUAGUAUGACCAUCUGUAGAGCAUCUACAGAUGGAAAAUCUGGACUAUCCAAAUAAAGUGGGACCUAUUUAUUUUAUAAACAUUAUGUCUUGCUUAUGAUGGCCAUAUGCAGGGUUAAAACCUUAUCUUGUAUCUGUGUCCCCAUGCAGUACGAACAUGGACCUGCGGUUCAGUCUGACCCUGUGUGACAAGGAGAAACUAUUCAGACAGGCCCGCAGAGAGAGGGUGAUGCUGGGCAUCAAGAAGCUGCUGGACAUGGAGAAGCCCAGCUUCCUCCCCAGCACCCCUCAGGAGGUGGGCAUACCUGAGUACUGUGGGCCCAGGCUUGCAGAGCGGCCCACUGCCAACCACAGUGUUCUUUUUUAAAAUCAGUUUCUGACUUCUAGUCAAAUACAGUGUUUUACAUGUGAUACCUCAUGUAUUAGAAUGCAUUGCAGGGUCAAUGGGUCAUAGAAUGGUAACCAUUCCAAAACGACAGGGCAUUAUAAUAGACAUGAGCUAAAUAAAGCAUUUAUUGCCAUAGAAAGGGGGCUUACUCUGCAGUGUUACUGAGCAUAGUGGUUCAUAGACGAGACGAUAUUAGCCAACAACACCGCUUUUUAUAUGCAAGAACAUGUACACCAUAUCCACAGGUUUCUUAGUAUUCAAACGUGAUCAUUUUAUAGGCCCUAUCUUCUUCUCAGACCGAGAGCUCUGAAGGCUGGUUCAGAGGCAGCUGACAUUUGGCCCUGUUUUCCUGGUUGUAGCCUCCACCCUCACCUCUCACUGCCUGCCUGUGCUCUCGGAUGAUCCGGAAGCUACCAGCCAUAAUGAGAUAAUAAUCCACCACAUAAAAGUGUUGUUGCAGAACUUCUGAGCUGUCACACCGCAUUCCCACCGGGGCUAGUAAAUACUCAAACAUUUCACAACUCCGUGAAGUGCAGUUGUUGUGUCAAGAGUGGGUUAGAAUAUUUGUUGGUAAUGUCUAUGGAAAUGACUGUGGUUCUAGUUCAGAGAAGUCAUUGCAGAGUUAGAAAGAGGCCCUGGAACUGCAGUAAGUAGAGUGAUGCAACAACAGCCAUCUAGUGUAGACUGACUGACUGAGGGAAGUAACAUCAGGAAGUAGGGCUUACUGACAGUUGAGAUGCUAUGAAUCUCAAGGAGUCAUGUUAUGACAGGGAUCCUAAUCCUUUCCAAUCUCUUCCUGUCUGUGGCUGUCUUUGUCUUUGUCUGUGUCUGUGCAGGUGCCGGUGAUUGCCAUAGUGGGUUCAGGGGGAGGCUUCAGGGCCAUGGUGGGCUUCUCUGGGGUGAUGAAGGCCCUGUAUGAGUCUGGGGUCCUGGACUGUGCCACCUACAUUGCUGGCCUCUCUGGAUCUACCUGGUCAGUCAACUAUUCAUCUGUUUAUACCAUGCUCUCCCUCCCUCCCACUCUUCUUUUCUCCUACAGUAUUUACCCAUCUACCUCUGCACCAACGUUUGCCCAGUUUUUGGAUGGAGGACUGUAUGUGCUCUCCCUGUGUGUUCUCCUGCCUCCUUUCCUCCCAUCUCUUUCCCUCUCCCUCCCUCGCUCCCUCCCUAUCUCCGUCCCUCCCACAGGUACAUGUCGACCCUGUUCUCCCACCCAGAGUUCCCCUCUAAGGGUCCUAAGGAGAUCAAUGUGGAGCUGAUGAAGAGAGUGAGCAGUAACCCUCUGAGACUGCUGCUGCCCCAGCACAUCACCAACUACAUUCAGGCUCUGUGGAGCAAGAAGGCCAACGGACAGCCCGUCACCUUCACUGACAUCUUCGGCAUGCUCAUCGGCGAGACACUCAUCCCUGCGGUGAGAGGAGAACCGCACACACCUGUUUUUGUUACGCCAUUAUUUCACCCAUCUCUCUCUUUUUCUCUCAAUUCAAUUUCAAUAUCAAUUGAAGGGCUUUAUUGGGAAACGUAUGUUAACAUUGACAAAGCAAGUGAAGUAGAUAGUUAAGAUAGAUUAACAAAGUGAAAUAAACAAGAAAUAUUAACAGUAAACAUUACACUCAGAAGUUAUAACAGAAUAAAGACAUUUAAAAUGUCAUAUUAUGUAUAAAUACAGUGUUGUAACAAUGUGCAAAUAGUUAAAGUACAAAUGAGAAAAUAAAUAAACAUAAAUAUGGGUUGUAUUUACAAUGGUGUUUGUUCUUCUGUGGCGGGUGAUUUGGACAGAGUCCAGGAGGGUAAAUCACAGAAUAAAUGGUUUAUUCGGUAAGACAGUGGUACGCAGCAAUGCAUAAAACACUCCAGUGCGGUAAAUAAUGCGCACUGGAGAAAACAAGGCACACAGGUGAAUAUCCCGGUGAUACAAAACACAAUAGCUCCACCGAGCUAUAAUCUCCUCUACAAUAAACAAUCACACACAAAGACAAGGGGGGCAGAGGGACCACUUAUACAGGUACUGAUGAGGGGAUGUGAACCAGGUGUGUGUAAUAAACAAGACAAAACAAAUGGAAUGAUGAGAUGACUAGCGGCAGUGAGGAGCGGCAGUGGCUAGAAGGCAGGUGACUACGAACGCCGAAGCCUGCCCAAACAAGGAGAGGAGGCAGCUUCGGAGGAAGUCGUGACAUCUUCACUGGUUGCCCUUUUCUUGUGGCAACAGGUCACAAAUCUUGCUGCUUUGAUGGCACACUGUGGUAUUUCACCCAGUAGAGAAGGGAGUUUAUCAAAAUUGGGUUUGUUUUGUAAUUUUUUGUGGAUCUCUGUAAUCUGAGGGAAAUAUGUGUCUCUAAUAUGGGGUGAUACAUUUGGCUGGAGGUUAGGAAGUUCAGCUCAGUUUCCACCUCAUUUUGUGGGCAGUGUGCACAUAGCCUGUCCUCUCUUGAGAGCCAGGUCUGCCUAUGGCGGCCUUUCUCAAUAGCAAGGCUGUCUGUACAUAGUCAAUUCUCUCUCUCUCUCUCAGGAUGAAACUAAACUGACUAUAACUCCCAUUGUUUCUCUGUUUUCAUCAGAGGAUGGACACAAAGCUGAGUGAGUUGCAGGAGAAGGUGAACGAGGCCCAGUGUCCUCUCCCUCUGUUCACUUGUCUGCACGUCAAACCAGACGUGUCCGAGCUCAUGUUCGCAGGUCAGUGACUGUGUAUGCGUUGUGGGUGUUCUGUGUGUGUGUUUGUUCACACGAUGGUUACGCAACAAUCACUGUGGUCAGUUUGAGUAAACCUGCGUAAGACCUGCCUUGAACUUACUGAUUUACAUUCAUAAUGGUGUGUUAACGUUUGUGUGUGGGAGUUGGUGUGUGUCUGUAUGUAUGUAUUACUGUAGAUCACAAGGUCAGUGUGGCUCUGAGGCUCUUCUCAGUUGUUCAAUGAAGCAUAGCAUUUCAAUAGGAGUUCAUUCACCACAGAAGGCUGGUGAGAGGAGGGCGGCUCAUAAAAAUGGCUGGGAUGGAGUGAAUGGAAUGGUAUCAGACUCAAACUCAUUGAUGUGUUUGAUACCAUUCCAUUCAUUCUGUUCUAGCAAUUACAAUGAGCCCGUCCUCCCCAAUUAACGUACCACCAGCCACCUGUGUCAUGCACGUAGUGUGAGUGUGUUCGCAGUACUGGUCAUGUAGUUGGAAUGGAUGAUCGAAGUUCUGAAGUGUGUGUGUGUGUGUGUGUUUGUUUGCAUCUCUAGUACAAUGAGUAUGUGUAUUCCUUCUGCAUUAUGAGUUACCAGAGAUGGUCAGAUAAUCUCUCCCACAUGCAAAUGUCCAUUCUCUACAUUUCUUUGGAGCAUCAUUCAUUUCACACACACUGAUGUGUCAUGGUGGGCUGAUAUUCAAAUGUUGCUUUGAGACAUUAGACAGCACUGAACAGUCAUCCAUGAAUGUACUGGCAUAUUGCCUGUGCUGGUUAAGUUUGUCCCCAUCAUUUUAAAACGAAUUCAUAGUGACACGAGUCUGAACAAUUUGCAGGUCUGAAACAGUCUCUGUUACUGAAGGUAAGGAGGAACUGGAGGUGAUGAAGAACAAAGGAUUAUGCAAAUGGUAUUCCAAAACAGCGAAUGUAGCUAACAAUAUAUUGACCCCAGGCAUUCCUGUAGUUUUAGUGCUGUAGUAUGAGAAGGAACAUCAACAAUGUGUAAGUGUUAGUGCUGGGAAUUGCGAUACGAUAUUAUCACGAUACUUAGGUGCCGAUACGAUAUGUAUUGCGAUUCUCGCUGAUUCUCACGAUUCUAUAUGUAUUGCGAUUCGAUACUGUGAUUUUUUUUGCGAUUCGAUGUUCCAAACCUAUUGCUCACCAUAUGUCUGCUGCAGAGGGAAAAGAGAGAGCCUUGAGAAAACAAGUUUUGAUCAGUCAUGGAAAUAAAAGUGCUGAAAACAAAUUGCCUACCUAUUUAAAAAGAAGAUGGAGAACAAGCUAUGAAUGAAACAAACUGGGGUUUUGGGGCAGGUACAGCCAACUAGCUCAAAAAUAAUAUUGAGAUAUUGUCAAAACAAUAGAUAUAUCGUCACAAAAUAGGUAGGUGUAGUAGUACAAUGUGGAAGUGCGAUGUUAUGUAGGUGUCAAUGUGGUUGUGGUACGCCCCUACUCCUGAUCUAGGAUCUUUCUCUAAUUUUAGCUUGAAUCAUAAUGACAUGAAAAACGGACCUCAAAACAGUCCUUAGGGACAACCUGUCCCCUGUUAGGGUGACUGAGUCCAUGACUGUAUGCUGAGUUAUUGGUACAGUGACCAACAUAUUAUUCAUAAUGUUCAUGCAAAUGAAUGUUGGUGUUCCAGUGUAUUUUACAGAUUAGCUGGAAUAGAAUAUUACAUCAGUUAGUCAGUUACUUAUUUUCACUGUAAGUCCUCCACCUUUUAUCUCUGGUGUGACAAGGUAAUGCUUUCACACCUAUCCCAGAGAAAGGCAAAAAUAACACCACAUAACUUACAGUACAGUAGUAAUAUUAUUCUCCUUAAUCCAGGACCAAUGAUUGGCUGAAAGGUGAUAGUGUACUGUCAUUCUGAGGAACUCUGUCAGACUUAUAAUGUGUGAACAGUGUGUUGUGUUGUGUUGUGCCUUACAAUUAUAUGUGUUGUGUCACUACAGUCAUGUAGGGCAUACCCCCCCCGUCACUUGGUUCCAGUAAUGGAGGUCAUAAUGACAGUUGCUUCUGGCUUGCACUGUUACUGUAAACCUGGUCUACAGUGUGCUCGCCUAAUAAAAUAGUUAGCUAGUUACAUACACUGAUUGAUUUUGUUCUAAUUGUACACUUUUUUUGACAGACUGGGUGGAGUUCAGCCCGUAUGAGAUUGGAAUGGCAAAGUACGGAACGUUCAUGACCCCUGACCUUUUUGGAAGCAAGUUCUUCAUGGGAACCGCUGUGAAGCAGUAUGAAGAGAACCCACUACAUUUCCUUAUGGGUAAGAAAACCCAGACUUAGACACACACACACACACACAAACAACAGAAUAUUGCUGGCACUUCCGCAUAGGACUUCCUGAAGAGAUAACCUCACAUGAUAAGCUAUCAUCAAACAUGGCAUUCAUAAGUCAUUACAUGAUAUUGAUGUUGAUCUAGUGGGUUUCUCUCUCUCCAGGGGUUUGGGGGAGUGCCUUCUCCAUCCUCUUCAACAGAGUGCUGGGGGUCAAAGACACAGUCGGGGGAAGCACCAUGGAGGAAGAGCUUGGUAAGAAACCACACACACUUUCCUUAUAGCCCCAAUCCUAACCCUGACCUCUGGUCUUAUCCCUGACCCAAAUGAAGUCAUGCAUCCUGUACAGAUAAAGUACCACAUCAUGGUCUCCUCCACAGUUAGUACAGCACAUAGACUUGUCUUGUGCAGCUCAUACAUUGCAGCUUAUAGACCUGAAGACAAUGACUGUGCUUAGCCCAAAGGCUUAGUUCCUAUGUGUUGUGUUAUCCCAUAGUCCCAAUCCAAUGUGUUGUGUCUGCUCUGCGCAACGCAAGCCAACUGCACCUCCCAUUGUAUUCUGUUUCCUAUUACGUACGGUACGUCUGACUCUUUUGUGUGAACGCAGAUGAAUGUGACAUGCUAGUGACAGCUGUACCUGAUGUCAGCUCACAUCACACCCGUCAAGCAGUUCCUAAAAUAACUUUCUACUGGGGUUUCACAGAUGUGGAUGUGAUUCCCCCUCGAUCAAAAUAAAGAUUAUGUUCAGCUUCCUGUCAUUAUUGAUAACUGCUUAUUAAGAUGUUUGUUUAAUGGGCUGUUGGUGUUUGAUUUGAACUUUUAGCACACCAACACACAUACCUACAAUAGAAUACAUACAGUACCUGCUUGCAGAUGCAGUGAGUGCACAUAAAAUGUGCACCCACUGCAUCUGCAAGAAGGUACACCUACACCCAUUCCAAGAAUUUACUGGUUUAUGUUAAAUGCCAAUUGUUAUAUUGUGUUUGUUAUGUAAGCCAUUGUUGCAAAUUAGUUUAUAAAAAGGUAGGGCCUAAACAAUUGAAAGUUAAUUGGACAGCCUAAGCAAUACAUGUCAUGCUGUGAUAACCUCUGUGUUUUUGAGAUGUAGUGAAGACUUGGAUAUGAGUGAAAGUGCCAUUAAAGAAGAUGUCCUUGUCUUUUCCCACAGAACAGUUAAAGCCUCAACACAUUGUGGGGGAGGACAGUCUAGAUAAUGAUGAGAGGCCUCAGAAAGGUGAGAACUGCAGUAUCCAUGAUGCAUAAUUAUUCAUACGAAAUACACAGAAACCUGAAGAAGUGUGUGGUCUGUUUUGACACAUUCAAACUGUUCAGGGGAAGUCACCGCCCUGAUGCUGCAUUGAUGGAGCAGUGACUGUCUGAUUAGGAACGGGCUGUCUUGCCAUAGUGAGCUAGGUUAUAGGCCUACGUCAUGGGCUGGAUAGAAGCAGUCUACCAUCUGCAGAACUGGAUAAUAUUUCCUUUAUUUGCCUCAUAAAAUAAUAGAAAACUAAAUAAUAUGUCAUGGCUUUAGAAGCUUCAGAUAGGCUAAUUGACAUCAUUUGAGUCAAUUGGAGGUGUACCUGUGGAUGUAUUUCAAGGCCUACCUUCAAACUCAGUGCCUCUUUACUUGACAUCAUAGGAAAAUCAAAAGAAAUCAGCCAAGACCUCAGAAAAAAUGGUAGACCUCCACAAGUCUGGUUCAUCCUUGGGAGCAAUUUCCAAAUGCCUGAAGGUACCACGUUUAUCUGCACAAACAAUAGUAUAAACACCAUGGGACCACGCAGCCGUCUUACCACUCAGGAAGGAGACGCGUUUUGUAUCCUAGAGAUGAACGUACUUUGGUGCGAAAAGUGCAAAUCAAUCCCAGAACAACAGCAAAGGACCUUGUGAAGAUGCUGGAGGAAACAGGUACAAACGUAUCUAUAUCCACAGUAAAACGAGUCCUAUAUCGACAUACCCUGAAAGGCCACUCAGCAAGGAAGAAGCAACUGCUCCAAAACCGCCAUAAAAAAGCCAGACUACGGUUUGCAACUGCACAUGGGGACAAAGAUCGUACUUUUUGGAGAAAUGUCCUCUGGUCUUAUGAAACAAAAAUGGAACAGUUUGCCCAUAAUGACCAUCGUUAUGUUUGGAGGAAUAAGGGGGUAGCUUGCAAGCCGAAGAACACCAUCCCAACCAUGAAGCACGGGGGUGGCAGCAUCAUGCUGUGGGGGUGCUUUGCUGCAGGAGUGACUGGUGCACUUCACAAAAUAGAUGGCAUCAUGAGGAAGGAAAAUUAUGUGGAUAUAUUGAAGCAAAAUCUCAAGACAUCAGUCAGGAAGUUAAAGCUUGGUUGCAAAUGGGUCUUCCAAAUGGACAAUGACCCCAAGCAUACUUCCAAAGUUGUGGCAAAAUGGCUUAAGGACAACAAAGUCAAGGUAUUGGAGCGGCCAUCACAAAGCCCUGACCUCAAUCCAAUAGAAUAUUUGUGGGCAGAACUGAAAAAGUGUGUGCGAGCAAGGAGGCCUACAAACCUGACUCAGUUACACCAGCUCUGUCAGGAGGAAUGUGCCAACAUUUACCCAACUUAUUGUGGGAAGCUUGUGGAAGGCUACCCGAAACGUUUGACCGAAGUUAAACAAUUUAAAGGCAAUGCUACCAAAUACUAAUUGAGUGUAUGUAAACUUCUGACCCACUGGGAAUGUGAUGAAAUAAAUAAAAGCUGAAAUAAAUCAUUCUCUCUACUAUUAUUCUGACAUUUAACAUUCUUAAAAUAAAGUGGUGAUCCUAACUGACCUAAGACAGGGAAUUAAAUGUCAGGAAUUGUGAAAAACUGAGAUUAAAUGUAUUUGGCUAAGGUGUAUGUAAACUUCCGACUUCAACUGUAUCUCUCAUAAAGCUGUGAUUGAGAAUAGAAUAUGCUUAGGCUUAGGCUAUAGACUUUCAGUGUUGUUAUUUUUGAAAGCCACAACAAUUUCAGGCUAGAAUACCUUACAUUUUUAGGCUAUUCAAAAAACUUUGAGAUGGAACUCCGUUACAUUCAUUGUUUGAUCGGGAAAAAGCCAUGCAUAAAAUGAUGAAGCGUAGCCUUCAGUCAUAUUCAUAGCCUAUCGAAUGGAGAGAGAAGGGUAUAUAGGCUAAAUGUUUUUAAACGGUUAGACACAAGAUAGUUAAGGAGUGUCCGUUAUAAAACAAAAUUAGGUUUAGGCUAUUGCCUAAUGCCCAUGCAUCCAACAGAGAGAGAGAGAGAGAAACAAUAGGCUAUUUUCUGACUGGACAUUUUGCUUUGCUUUGGUGGAAUUCUCUUCUCCUACAUUCCUCUCUUGCGUUCUGCUAAAAAUAAAUAAAGGGAACACUUAAACAACACAAUGUAACUCCAAGUCAAUCACACUUCUGUGAAAUCAAACUGUCCACUUAGGAAGCCACACUGAUUGACAAUAAAUGUCACAUGCUGUUGUGCAAAUGGAAUAGACAACAGGUGGAAAUUAUAGGCAAUUAGCAAGACACCCCCAAUAAAGGAGUGGUUCUGCAGGUGGUGACCACAGACCACUUCUCAGUUCCUAUGCUUCCUGGCUGAUGUUUUGGUCACUUUUGAAUGCUGGCGGUGCUUUCACUCUAGUGGUAGCAUGAGACGGAGUCUACAUUUACAUUUUAGUCAUUUAGCAGACGCUCUUAUCCAGAGCGACUUACAGUUAGUGAGUGCAUACAUUUUCAUUUUCAUACUGGCCCCCCGUGGGAAAGGAACCCACAACCCUGGCGUUGCAAGUGCCAUGCUCUACCAACUGAGCUACAGUGGUCUACAACCCACACAAGUGGCUCAGGUAGUGCAGCUCAUCCAGGAUGGCACCUCAAUGCGAGCUGUGGCAAGGUUUGCUGUGUCUGUCAGCGUAGUGUCCAGAGCAUGGAGGCGCUACCAGGAGACAGGCCAGUACAUCAGGAGACGUGGAGGAGGCCGUAGGAGGGCAACAACCCAGCAGCAGGACCGCUACCUCCGCCUUUGUGCAAGGAGGAGCAGGUGGAGCACUGCCAGAGCCCUGCAAAAUGACCUCCAGCAGGCCACAAAUGUGCAUGUGUCUGCUCAAACGGUCAGAAACAGACUCCAUGAGGGUGGUAUGAGGGCCCGAUGUCCACAGGUGGGGGUUGUGCUUACAGCCCAACACCAUGCAGGACGUUUGGCAUUUGCCAGAGAACACCAAGAUUGGCAAAUUCGCCACUGGCUCCCUGUGCUCUUCACAGAUGAAAGCAGGUUCACACUGAGCACAUGUGACAGACAUGACAGAGUCUGGAGACGCCGUGGAGAACGUUCUGCUGCCUGCAACAUCCUCCAGCAUGACCGGUUUGGCGGUGGGUCAGUCAUGGUGUGGGGUGGCAUUUCUUUGGGGGGCCGCACAGCCCUCCAUGUGCUCGCCAGAGGUAGCCUGACUGCCAUUAGGUACCGAGAUGAGAUCCUCAUACCCCUUGUGAGACCAUAUGCUGGUGCGGUUGGCCCUGGGUUCUUCCUAAUGCAAGACAAUGCUAGACCUCAUGUGGCUGGAGUGUGUCAGCAGUUCCUGCAAGAGGAAGGCAUUGAUGCUAUGGACUGGCCCGCCCGUUCCCCAGACCUGAAUCCAAUUGAGCACAUCUGGGACAUCAUGUCUCACUCCAUCCACCAACGCCACGUUGCACCACAGACUGUCCAGGAGUUGGCGGAUGCUUUAGUCCAGGUCUGGGAGGAGAUCCCUCAGGAGACCAUCCGCCACCUCAUCAGGAGCAUGCCCAGGCGUUGUACGGAGGUCAUAUAGGCACGUGGAGGCCACACACACUACUGAGCCUCAUUUUGACUUGUUUUAAGGACAGUACAUCAAAGUUGGAUCAGCCUGUAGUGUGGUUUUCCACUUUAAUUUUGAGGGUGACUCCAAAUCCAGACCUCCAUGGGUUGAUAAAUUUGAUUUCCACUGAUAAUUUUUGUGUGAUUUUGUUGUCAACACAUUCAACUAUGUAAAGAAAAAAGUAUUUAAUAAGAUUAUUUCAUUCAUUCAGAUCUAGGAUGUGUUGUUUAAGUGUUCCCUUAAUUUUUUUGAGCAGUGUAGUUGGCUAUAUAGUUAAAAUAGGCUAAACCAUUGUCUGUCACAUCACAAUGUCGUCACCAUCAACGAUGGCUGUCAAUCAUUGUUGGUAGACGAUGCUAUGGUAAUAUCGCCCAAACCUAGUCAGGCAAAUAGGGGAGAACUGGGACGAAAGUAACACUUUUAGUUUUUUUCCUAAUCACUCAAAGAUCGAUAGAGCUAGACCAUCUUCCAUGACAAACAACUUAUAUACACUGAGUGUACAAAACAUUAAGGACACCUUCCUAAUAUCGAGUUGCACAAGGUGUCAAAAGCGUUCCAAAGGGAUGCUGGCCCAAUUCUUCCCACAGUGUUUUUGGCUGGAUGUCCUUUGGGUGGUGGACCAUUCUUGACACAAGAAACUGUUGAGCAUGAAAAACCCAGCAGCAUUGCAGUUCUUGACACAAACCGGUGUGCCUGGCACCUACUACCCUACUCCAUUCAAAGGUACUUAAAUAUUUUGUCUUGCCCAUUCACCCUCUCAAUGGCACACAUACACAAUCCAUGUCUCAAGGCUUAAAAAUCCUUAUUUAACCUGUCUCCUCCCCUUCAUCUACACUGAUUGAAGUGGAUUUAACAAGUGACAUAAAUAAGGGAUCAUAGCUUUCACCUGGAUUCACUUGGUCAGUCUAUGUCAUGGAAAGAGCAGGUGUCCUUAAUGUUUUGUACACUCAGUGUAUGUCCUCUACCAUUAGCAACUGUAAUUACAACCGAAAAACACUUUUUUUAACUUACAUUGCUCAAAACCACUUUUUGUUGAUAACUCUGUGAAACAGAGGGAGCUCAUCCUCCGCAUGCUGACUCCACUACAUAAUUCUAGCUUCUGUCUUAUCUGAGAAAAUGGGCGUCUUACUUUCGUCCUGGCUCUCCCCUACCAAGGGGACGGGUGCACAACUCCAGUAUGCCAGAUUCUAUCCUUGCCUUGUAGUAUCAGACAAUAUACCUACUAUACAGUAUAUCAUAUUUUUAUACCUGGGUGUGUAGACUGAACGAUUUAUCAAUUAAACUGUAGCCCUCGAGGAGCUGUGCACUUCAGAUCAAGGCCUAUCAAGCAUCUCUAGCUACCAAAUGCAUACUGUAAGCCUACUGUACAUCCCAUGUGCCUCCCUUUAUCAACAUUGUCCCCUUCUCUCUCCCUUGCCACCUUUCUUUUCCUCCAUCUCUGCCCAGAGACGGAAGACGAGUUCCGCACCGCCAAGAACAGUUGGGUCCAGCGAAUGAUCACCUCCCUCGUCAGCGACUCCUCCCUGUUCAACACGCGAGAGGGGCGGGCGGGGAAGGUCCAUAACUUCAUGCUAGGCCUCAACCUCAACACCAACAUGCCCUUCUCCACCUUUGGAGACUUUAUGUACCAGAACUCCUGUGCCUCCGUCGAGGAUGAGGUUGACGCUGUCACAGGUCAGAUGUCACAUAUGGAUAUCUAGGAGUUCUAGAUGUGACACAUUCUAGAUUCCAGAUAUGACAGAUCUAUGACCUGUUAGAUUCUAGAUAAAGCAAAUCAAAUCAAAGUUUAUUUGUCAUGUGCACAGUACAGUGAAAUGCUUACUUGCUAACUCUCCUCAACAAUGCAGUACAUUAUCAAUAUCCAUCAAGAAUCAAAUGCCAAAUACAAAAGUAAAAAAAGAACAAGUAGUAGUGAAAAGUCAGAUCCUCUGUGAUGUGCACACCGAGGAACUUGAAGCUUUUGACCCUCUCCACUGCAGCAAAUUCUAGAUCCAGCAGAGUAGGGAUUAUCAACCAAUUUUUUCUUCAGCGGAUAGUCGGGGGGACUGGAACAUAAUUACAAAUAAUUUGUAGACUGCAAAUUGACCGCAAGAAUCCCAAACAGAUAUAAUAUUUGACUGACACAUAAUAAUUUCAUUUGUAUACGAUCACAUCUCUGUAUUAUUAACAUUUUUACAUUUUAGUAAUUUAGCAGAUGCUCUUAUCCAGAGCGACUCACAGGAGCAAUUAGGGCGUGGGAAAAAAAUCUUGGGAACAGAUUUCCUAAAUUAAAAUCACUUGGCGCUGAUUUCCUGGUGUUUUUAGAGUCUUUUGUGUCCAACAAUAAAAUACAAAAAUAAAAUAAAAACUUGUGGGGCCAAAUAAAACCACCCACGGGCCACCAGUUGGGGAACCCUGCAGUAGAGCUUGGCAAUAGAGCUCUUGUUGGAGCUGUGUACUAUUCAAUUAACUUACGGUGGAGUUAUGGUAGUGAUAGAGUUAAGUUUGACUGUGUAGUAAAACAGUACAAUUACAGUACAGUUACAGCACAAUAGCUUUACUAAUUGCCAGACUGUGUACUUUUUCACUCGGGCCCCCCUUCCAGUAUUGGGGAGCAUUGCGCCCACGUGCACGCGCCACAUCAAUCUCUAUGGGCACAAGCACUGUUCACACACCUGUUGGCUCUUGGUCACUGUAGCCUAUCCUUUUCCUUUAACUUUUAAUUCCGUCAUUAUAAUUCCAUCUUCCAUUGAUUAGACUUUUGCCACACACUGAGGCUCUAUGACUGUAGCCUAUUGCCCCAUUGAUGACUUAUGAUUGGCUAACAACAACAACAAGCUCAACACGCCACGUCCACUCUCGUGAAAAGCAAGAGCAACUGCAGCAGUCGCGUUGGGAUCUGUACACGGACCCGACCAGACAAGUCGGUUAAAAUUACACAUACCCGAGACCCAUGACAAUCAUAUCAGAUCCCACCCAGACCUGUGACAUUAUUUAGAAUUCUGGAUCCAGACCCUCUCGGGUAUUCGGGUACAUGUGGAUCCAUGAAGACCUCUACUGUGUACAUAUGGAAACAGUUACAACAUGACCAUCACACACACAACCAAUCAACACACACAUACGUCUCCUUACGCAUUUCUACUGUAACACGUUCUGUAUUUAUUCUGCAUUGUAAUCCAUAACAUUCUCAGACCCAGAUGAGUUUGCUGGUAUCUACGAGCCACUGGACGUGAAGAGUAAGAAGAUCCACAUAGUGGACAGUGGUCUGACCUAUAACCUCCCGUACCCCCUCAUCCUGCGGCCGCAGCGUGGCGUCGACCUCAUCAUCUCCUUCGACUUCUCAGCCCGCCCCAGUGACUCCAGCCCACCCUUCAAGGUCAGUAGGUUGACCACAUGUCCCGGAUUGUGCAGGACAGUGCCGCAUUUUGGCCCUUUGUCCUGCGUCCCGCAACCAAACAAUCAUGUCCCACAUUUUAGCAACAAAUUCAAACAUCACUAAUUUAGAAAAAAUAAGUUGUUUUGUCACGUAUUUCAGUCAGACAUUCCAACCUGUCUCUUCCAGUCACGUUGUGCUUAUGAAAAAAUAUACAUCAUAAGGAUGUGGUACUGGUGAUGUUAAACACUUCUCCAAUCGUUGUUGAGAUCUGAUGUUCUGCGCAGCGCAAGACAAGACAUAGGCCGAUGUCAUAUGCCUAUUGUCAAUCAAUCACAUUUCUCGAAUCCUUUCAGGUUAAAUUCCAGCUAAACUUGGAGAGGACAGUUUGGCCUAACCACUUAUAAAAAGCGUACUCCUGUCGAAAAACUACAAAUUAAGUAAAUAGACAUAUUAGACUGAAAGAUAUAAGGUAAUUUUGUCGAACUUGUGAGGCUCUCCAUGCUCAUCAGCCACCAAUUGUGCAAGUUCUCCCACUUAAAAAGAUGAGAGGCCUGUAAUUUUCAUCAUAGGUAUACGUCAACUAUGACAGACAAAUUGAGAAUUUUUUUCUCCAGAAAAUCACAUUGUAGGAUAUUUUAUGAAUUUAUUUGCAAAUUAUGGUGGAAAAUAAGUAUUUGGUCACCUACAAACAAGCAAGAUUUCUGGCUCUCACAGACCUAACUUCUUCUUUAAGAGGCUCCUCUGUCCUCCACUCGUUACCUGUAUUAAUGGCACCUGUUUGAACUUGUUAUCAGUAUAAAAGACACCUGUCCACAACCUCAAACAGUCACACUCCAAACUCCACUAUGGCCAAGACCAAAGAGCUGUCAAAGGACACCAGAAACAAAAUUGUAGACCUGCACCAGGCUGGGAAGACUGAAUCUGCAAUAGGUAAGCAGCUUGGUUUGAAGAAAUCAACUGUGGGAGCAAUUAUUAGGAAAUGGAAGACAUACAAGACCACUGAUAAUCUCCCUCGAUCUGGGGCUCCACGCAAGAUCUCAAAAUGAUCACAAGAACGGUGAGCAAAAAUCCCAGAACCACACGGGGGGGACCUAGUGAAUGACCUGCAGAGAGCUGGGACCAAAGUAACAAAGCCUACCAUCAGUAACACACUACGCCGCCAGGGACUCAAAUCCUGCAAUGCCAGACGUGUCCCCCUGCUUAAGCCAGUACAUGUCCAGGCCCUUCUGAAGUUUGCUAGAGUGCAUUUGGAUGAUCCAGAAGAGGAUUGGGAGAAUGUCAUAUUCUCUCAGAUUAAACCAAAAUAGAACUUUUUGGUAAAAACUCAACUCGUCGUGUUUGGAAGACAAAGAAUGCUGAGUUGCAUUCAAAGAACACCAUACCUACUGUGAAGCAUGGGGGUGGAAACAUCAUGCUUUGGGGCUGUUUUUCUGCAAAGGGACCAGGACGACUGAUCUGUGUAAAGGAAAGAAUGAAUGGGGCCAUGUAUCGUGAGAUUUUGAGUGAAAACCUCCUUCCAUCAGCAAGGGCAUUGAAGAUGAAACGUGGCUGGGUCUUUCAGCAUGACAAUGAUCCCAAACACACCGCCCGGGCAACGAAGGAGUGGCUUCGUAAGAAGCAUUUCAAGGUCCUGGAGUGGCCUAGCCAGUCUCCAGAUCUCAACCCCAUAGAAAAUCUUUGGAGGGAGUUGAAAGUCCGUGUUGCCCAGCGACAGCCCCAAAACAUCACUGCUCUAGAGGAGAUCUGCAUGGAGGAAUGGGCCAAAAUACCAGCAACAGUGUGUGAAAACCUUGUGAAGACUUACAGAAAACGUUUGACCUGUGUCAUUGCCAACAAAGGGUAUAUAACAAAGUAUUGAGAAACUUUUGUUAUUGACCAAAUACUUAUUUUCCACCAUAAUCUGCAAAUAAAUUCAUUAAAAAUCCUACAAUGUGAUUUUCUGGAUUUUUUUUCCUCAUUUUGUCUGUCAUAGUUGACGUGUACCUAUGAUGAAAAUUACAGGCCUCUCUCAUCUUUUUAAGUGGGAGAACUUGCACAAUUGGUGGCUGACUAAAUACUUUUUUUCCCCACUGUAUUUGCUGCUACUUCUCUCAACCAUGUUUUAAAAGUCUCCCUUCCUAACAGUUUUACAUUGCCUUUGUGCACUCAGUGCAGCGGGAGCAGGUGUGGCCGGAGCAUCGCGCCGCCACUUAUCACAAUGGUUCUCGUUUAGUGAAGUUAGAUCAAACCUCAAUCAAUGUCUUGGAACAUCACAUAAUGAUUAAUUAGUACCUCACAUAACAGAACCAAAUAUAAUCACAUAGUAUAACAUUACUGUUACACCAAAAACACCACCUGAUUUCUUAUGAGAUUUUAGGAUGGUUAGCUGAAUAGUCAAAAAAUACUAAAAUGCGGCCAAAACUCAACAGCACGCAGAAUGAUACAGGAUAUAGUUUGUUAACACCAUGUGCUCUAAUUCGCUCACGAAACAGUAAUUCAAGAAGAUCUAAAUGCAUAUUCUCAUGAAACUGAUUGACAUCAAAUUAUUGGCUUGCAGAUGCAGUUUGGACGUUUCACUGUAAAACGCGAAGUAUUAUUAUUCAUGAUUAGCCUCCCGAGUGGCGCAGUGGUCUAAGGCACUGCAUCGCAGCGCUAGCUGUGCCACUAGAGAUCCUGGUUCGAAUCCAGGCUCUGCUGUAGCCGGCCGCAACCGGGAGACCAAUGGGGCGGCGCACAAUUGGCCCAGCGUCGUCCAGGGUAGGGGAGGGAAUGGCCGGCAGGGAGGUAGCUCAGUUGGUAGAGCAUGGCGUUUGCAACGCCAGGGUUGUGGGUUCGAUUCCCACGGGGGGCCAGUAUAAUAAAAAAUUAAAAAAUAAAAAGAUUAAUGUAUGCACUAACUGUAAGUCGCUCUGGAUAAGAGCGUCUGCUAAAUGACGUAAAUGUAAAUGAUUGACAGUGAUGAUGGCCUAUUUUGAAAUUAGGUAUGCCUAACUUGGUGUUUGAGGGUAUUACAAAUAAAAACAUUUCUUGAGACAAUAUAUGUUGUCAUAGGCAGCACAUUGCAAUUGGAGGAUGCAUUUUAAUAUAUUAGGUAUUUUAAAUGUGGUCACCCUGAAGGUCAGGUCAUUGUGAUGCCAAGCUCCGCCUGCCAGUACUUUGUUUUAAAAUGUUUGUGUUUAUUUCAUUUUAUCAUUGAAGAUUAUUUUGUAAGCAAUUUUUUAAAAAAUGAUUAAGUAGUUAGGAUAAAGUUAAUCAUUUUACUAUGCCGUAGUAAUCAAGAGGCUAACUUUUGACUUGUGUUUGGUAUAUAGGAGCUGCUGCUGGCUGAGAAGUGGGCCCGGAUGAACAAGUUGCCAUUCCCUAAGAUCGACCCCAAAGUGUUUGACCGCGAGGGCCUGAAAGAGUGCUACGUAUUCAAGCCAAAAAAGGGGGAACGGAACUGCCCCACUGUCAUCCAUUUUGUCCUGGUCAACAUCAACUUCAGGAUGUUCAAAGCCCCUGGUAAGUACUGUAUAUGUACAGUGUAUACCAUAUGUAUGUUUGUACAGGUUGUUUGUGUACAUGUGAACUAUGUGAACCCUGUUUGAAAGUGAUUUCCUCUUCAAUUAGGCUAUGGGGCUUUUCGCUAUAAGCUAUGUUAUUUUAGUGACUGGUCUCCCCUAUCUUGGUUUUGGUUCCUAGAUCAAGUCCAGUGUAUUCUGAUCAAGUCUGGUCUGUUCCGAUGUAUUCCAUACAUAAGAUUAGGCCCCUUACUGACUGUUUGUCCAUAGGGAAUAUGCCCCUAAGGAAGUUGAGGGUUUAUGGUGGAGAACUGGGCCGUGUGUGGGAUUGGUAUUUUACGAGCUGCCUAGUUGGGUGACUUAUGAACCCAUAAGGAGCAAAUCUGUGACCAGGUGCUAUGGGGGGAAUCUCUCACUAUGCUGGGAGAGCAGUGUGUGUAAAAAGGGUAUACAUCAUCAGCCAUAGGAACACAUAUAGACACUGGCCUGGCUUCUGCGCUGCCUCACACACUGAAUUAUAGUGUUUAGGGCCUCAUGAUGAGGGCCACUCACAUUUAGUCAUACGCUGAUGUAUUUAUCUCUGUGUAGGAGAGAGAAAGAGAGUAGGUUAUAUCACUGGUCUGGUAAUCCCCUGUAGAGUCAAUGACAAGUGUGCCCUCAUUUAGGGAUUAUAAAUUAGUAGAAUUAGCAAACACAUGAGAAGACGUGUAAAAAGAACCCAACCUCGUAAGGCAGACGGAAAGAAUUGCCGUACCUGCAGGCAACAAUUUACAGAGUGUGUGGCUGUUUUGUGUAGUUCACGUCCUGUUAGCCGUCAGUCAAACUGCGCAACAGUGAAACCGAAACUAACCUCAAGGGUUAACUUUAGGCAUUCAUUCUGUUAGUUCACAGUUUUGGUUGAGUUUAGGCAUUCAUUCCAAGGUUAGAGUAAAGGUUUGGGUUAGGGUAAAAAAAUAAAAUGAAAAAAAAACGAGUGCCUAGCACUGCGAUUGAACCCGCGAUGUUCGGAGCCAUAGCUCAGUUUAACAGAUACUGUUACAGCUACUAGAUAACAGUUACUAGAUGUUAACAGGCACUCGUAUUGCCCCUAGUGGAGGAGAAAUGGCCAUGUAAAUAAAAUGACUAGCCAUCACGUAACUUCGCCAUUGUUAAAAUGAAUUGACAGUGCGUAAUCCACUGGAGUUUGGGCUGAAACAACCAUAGUUCUGAAUUAGCCAUAUGAUAUAGGCUAUCAUAGUCACUAUCAUCCUGAAUUACAUAUCAUCCCUUUUCUGUGUGUUUGAAGGAGUGCCUCGUGAGACAGAACAGGAGAAGGAGAUGGCUGACUUUGACAUCUUUGACGACCCCGAGACACCGUACUCCACUUUUAACUUCCAGUACUCAAACCAGGCCUUCACACAGCUCCACGACCUCAUGGAAUUCAAUACGCUCAACAACAUCGAGGUAUGUUCAGCAUUCAACAACAUCACCACUGGCUACUGUACAUCCGUUUCUAAUAUGUUAGAAGGUCAGACAGUUUUUGGAACAUUUGAACCAAUAAGUGCUCUUAAAAGGAAAUAUGUUGAUUUUGAAUAUUCAGACAUCAAGCUCAGUUUGAAUGCUGGAGCCAUACUAGUUUUGUCUGGGUUGGUGUGUUAUGGUGAGGUGUUUUUAAAAAUCAAGGUCAAAUUGACAUUCAGUUAUUAAGCACUGUGUGAGGCUGUCUAAAAAGUGGGUCAGAACUAAAAUGCCCGUGACUAAAGGGGUUUCCCAAUAUGACAUUAGUACUGUAUGUGGUAGAUGGGAAUGUGCAUCCUGACUCCUGUUCAAACCACCCUCAACGAAGAGGUCUGUUCAGUUAGCCAGAACUAAUGUAUGUAAAACAAUAUUCCAACAACGUAAAUGUCAGUUCAGCCAGCCAGAUGUAAUGUACGUAAAACAUUCCAGCAACAUCAAAGUUUGCUCAAUUAUCCAUCACUAACUAGGGGCCCCUGGAAAUCAAACACCUGUGUGUAGGCCUAUGCUGAUUAGUUUUUUUUUUAUCUAAAAAAAAAUCACAUUUCAAUUCAUUAUGAUUGCUUGUUAACGGUCAAUUGACUAGCCACAUGUGUAGGUUAAUACAGAGUGUUUAAUCCAUUCCACCUCCUCCAUCCACCUUUCUAGGUGAUAAAAGAGGCCAUUAAGGAGAGCAUCGUGUACAGGAAGGAGAAUCCCUCACGCUGCGCUGUGUCCCUCUCACUCAACGAGAUCCAGAACAAAAUGUUCCUGAAGCGGGAGAAAGCCCGG